Messenger RNA from Solenopsis invicta (red fire ant), 3211 nucleotides. Its product is annotated as 15-hydroxyprostaglandin dehydrogenase [NAD(+)]. The record is from RefSeq and is a predicted model, not a curated record. The transcript is spliced from 8 exons. The coding region runs from base 667 to 1434 and encodes 255 amino acids. Gene Ontology annotation, molecular function: oxidoreductase activity, acting on the CH-OH group of donors, NAD or NADP as acceptor. Lineage: Eukaryota; Metazoa; Arthropoda; Insecta; Hymenoptera; Formicidae. Gene Ontology annotation, cellular component: cytoplasm.
AUGUGACGUUCAAUUCGUCAGGGUCUCUCCUCGAGCGAGAUUCGUCAAGGAGACGCCACCGAAAGUCUUCAUCUUUCAAUUGUGUAAUUUAGAGUUUAAUGGCAUUCAAGAGAAUUUGUGACAUUCUUCAGGAGAUCAGUGAGUUCGAGCAAAUUUCCCGAUCAGUCUUUCAAGAAGAGGACCUUCGAACUUUCGCUUUCGGGGCGCGGUCGCUUUUUCGGCGCGACGUCGGUUCUAAAAAUAAAAGGGGCCACGGGGCCGACGUGCGGUAGACGUAGAAAAUCUGUCGGAUAGUCUGCCGAGGGAUUGCGCACGCAUUUUACGCACGUGCGUGAAGGGCACGCACCGGCCAGCGUCGCGCACACCCGCAUGGUACGCAGACGCGCCAAUCAAUAUCGGGCUAUACCGGGUGUGCACCCCGACCGUCGAGGCCGUUAGUCAGCCAGUACACCAUCAGCAAUCAACCACACCUUCCCGGGGGUUGCUUCGUCACCGUCGACCGUACCCUUUUGACGGAGGAGAGACGCGACGUCCGGACCGCUGCAUCUCCGAGUGUCGCAAGCUAGCCGGCUUGCCAGAGUGUAACGAAGCACCCCGUCUGUUGCGAGACGUCAGCACAGGUGAACAGAUCGAGAAGGUACGAAAGAAGAUAAGAGCUCAAAGAAAAUGGAACUAAAAGGGCGAGUUGCCCUAGUGACUGGAGCCGCAUCCGGCAUCGGCAAGGCAUAUGCUGUCGAACUGUUGAAUCAAGGAGCCAAGGUGACUAUAUGUGACAUAAACACCGAAGAAGGAGAAAAUCUGGUAGAAACAUUAACCGAAAAGUAUGGUAAAGGUCGCGUAAUCUUCUCGCAAUGCGACGUCACGGAUUAUCCGCAAUUCGAAGAAUCGUUUCAAACAACGAUCACGGAAUUCGGUCAUAUUGAUAUCGUAAUCAACAAUGCUGGUAUCAUGAAUGACCGAUUUUGGGAGCUUGAAGUAGACAUUAAUCUCAAUGGGAUAAUACGCGGCACUUUGCUUGCUCAACGAUUUAUGGGCACCGAUAGGGGUGGCCAGGGUGGAAUCGUUAUUAAUACCGGUAGCAAUGUCAGUAUUAACCCUUACGUCAGCGUGCCAGUAUAUUCAGCGACGAAAGCGGCUAUUGUCAGCUUCACCAGAGCUUUCGGGGAUCAAUAUCACGUAGAUUUGACGGGCGUUAAGGUGAUGGCACUUUGUCCGGGUGCCACAGAUACAAAAUUGGUACGUGACGUCAAUAGAAAGCUUCUUCUGGCUCGAUACGAAGAUGCCUGGCAAAGAGAUAUAGUCUCAUCAACUCCUCAAAGGACGGAGCACGUGGCUAAGGCGUUAGUACACGUGUUGAACACCGGCAAGAGCGGAAGCGUGUGGAUGGUGGAGAAGGACCAGCCGCCGUACGAGAUCAGCUUUACGAAGCACUAAAGAGGGUCCCGCGCGCGUGUGUGCAAUGAUUCUUCCUCGCUUCGCUGCAAAUAUCUAUGCCGUACCGCACAAUUAGCUAUAAUUUGUAUCGAGAUAUAAUAUCAUCCCGUCGCACGCCAUUGAAAAGGCGAAAACGCGAGCGAAACGUAAUUAUUCGUACUUUCGUAUAAAAAAAAAAAAAAAAUUAUCACUUCGAAGACCAAUGCGUUUUUUAUUUCUCUUUUAACGACGGCAAAUGCGUUACUCGAUGUUAAUCGUUCAUCUUUUGAUAGAAAGCGAAUCCUUUUGAUACGUUUUAUACUGCCGCGACAGAGAACACGACGAGUCCUCGGAUUUGAUAAUUACGUGAUAGAUAAACGCGAUAUUUGAAAGGAAAAAACAAAAAAAAAAAAAUCCGCGCGAUUGGCGCGAGAUCCGCGUCGCGACGGAGGGAACAUUUAUUACAAAAAAAAGAAGAAAAAUGAUGUAAAAACGGCUUUCGCUUCCGUCCCGUAUCCGCGUUGCGAGUUCGCGUCGGUUUUUGCAUAGGUCUGAAAAACGCUCAUUUGCCAAGAAUUCUUAAGGAAUUUCUCGAGGAAUUUCUAAGUCCUGCCUGUGUCUCGCGCCGACGGAAACUGUCGCAACACUUACAAUUUGAUCCUGCCGCACUCUAUAACCGUCGCGUGACUUGCUCAUUUCUCUCUUAACGCACACGUCGCAACGUUCGACGAUUCCUUUAACGCCAUUCCGUUUAAUAACAUGUAAUGCUGCAUAUAUUGUAAUCGCGUUUCGUCAAGUCGAGUAUAAUAGAGACACUCUUUAUGUAUCUAUUGCUUGUAUGAGGAAGAGACGGGAGGAGAGCGCACGAAAGAGAUAGAAUGAAAGAAAUAUACGCAUUUAUUUUCACGCUCUCGAAGCGUACAAAAAAAAGGGAAAGAGAAAGAUUAUACUAUAUACGUUUCUCAUGAUAGCUAAUGCAAGUAACUCUGAAUCCACGAUUUAGAAAUUUAUUCCUCUUCGUGAACUGUCGGAAAUCUAUCAAUUGACGUCUAGCUAAAGAAGGAAUAAAAUAAUAUAUACAAUUAAAUAGAAGUGGAAUAAUUAGUAAGAUAAAAGUGUAAGGCACAACCAGACAGUUUUAAUAAAUAUUAACAGAUCGAUGUAAUUGUUAUUAAAAAUAUCAUAUUUAAAACAUUAAAAAAAUAGAACCGGUAAACAGAUAAAAUUCGUCUUACAUAAAUAUUGUUUGAAUUAAUGGUUAAAGACAACAGACAAUCUGUAAAAUUUUGAAGACUUGAUGAAGAAAAAAAAAUUAAAAAUUUUGUUUCCACUUCGAAGUUUCGAGAGUUAUCUGCAUCAGUGUCGGUAACAGUGAAUGCAAUUAAACCGAAAUCCGUCGGACAAUUACUCCAGAAAUGAUAUUACAUGUAUAUCUAAUUGUGUCUAUAAUUUUUCUACAGUAUUUGGAGGGAGAUAAAAAUAUUUAGAGAGACGGUGUAGCGAUAGAGUUAGAAUCUGUAGCCUGAGAGUGCACGACGCUCGACGCGAUCACAUUCUUUCGAUAUUAGGUAUUAGGCAUUACGAGACGAUUUGUUUAAAUCGAAUUGCAGAGCUCAGAUCGAUAUAUCGGUUUAGAUGUCUAUAGCUAGCUAGCGAGUUUCGUUUUCAAAUAUCGCCCGUUCGAGUAAUCCUUCAUUGUAGCUUUUCAUCGAUCAGUGGCGAUUUCGUUUUUGUUAUGGUGUUACAUGAUAUGUAUGUUGCUAAUCUUGCCAAUAAAAUGCAUUGCCUUUUAAUAAAA